GAGCUGAUCCGAUAUUCGAGGGUGGCGUCUCUUCCACGAUCUCUGCCUUCUCCGGUUGCGCUUGCGCGUCGCCCAACGAACGCCAGCCAGCCCAAACACGCGGGGCUCCUCCUUCUCCGGCCACCACCCAUUCCGACUCAUUCCACCCCACCCGCACGCUGCGAUGAGCGAGCCAGCCACCACCGCCCCCGCCGGAGACCUCGACGCAGCCGCCGCCGCCGCAUGCAAGCCGCCGGAGACGGCCGCGCCCCUCAUCGUCACCUGCAGGAGCAGCAGCGCCCAGCAGCAGCAGCCACAGGCGCCGCUGGGCGACGACCAGCUGGGCGAGCUGCGGGAGAUCUUCCGCACCUUCGACCGCAACGGCGACGGCAGCCUGACGCAGCUGGAGCUCGGGUCGCUCCUCCGCUCGCUCGGCCUCAAGCCCAGCGCCGACGAGCUGGACGGCCUCAUCCAGCGCGCCGACACCAACUCCAACGGCCUCAUCGAGUUCUCCGAGUUCGUCGCCCUCGUCGCGCCCGAGCUCCUCUACGACCGCGCCCCCUACUCCGAGGACCAGAUCCGCCGCCUCUUCAACAUCUUCGACCGCGACGGCAACGGCUUCAUCACCGCCGCCGAGCUCGCCCACUCCAUGGCCAAGCUCGGCCACGCCCUCACCGUCAAGGAGCUCACCGGCAUGAUCAAGGAGGCUGACACCGACGGCGACGGCCGCAUCAACUUCCAGGAGUUCUCCCGCGCCAUCACUGCCGCCGCCUUCAACAACAUCUUCUCCUGAGAAUCAAUCAAUGGCAUCGGAUCAGAAUUCAGAAUUCAGAAUCAGAUCAGUCGUCGGGAUAAUUUAGGUCAGGUGUUCUUCUUCGUAAUUGUGAAUAACGAAUAAUUUUUUUUUUGUAAAACGAAACAGAAGUAAAACAUACAGAGUUCAGUUUAGAGAGAGAGAUCAUUAGUUCUUGCGUAAUCUUUGUUUUUUUUUCCUCGUGUUGCUCUAUCUAUCUUGUUCAGCAAUGAUCGUCCGCAACCAUGGUGACUAUUGAUUGUAGGAAGGAGAUUACCGAAUAAAAACUGAAGUUUUGCUCAA
Molecule: messenger RNA, 1075 nt
Organism: Oryza brachyantha (malo sina)
Lineage: Eukaryota; Viridiplantae; Streptophyta; Magnoliopsida; Poales; Poaceae
Product: probable calcium-binding protein CML11
Exons: 1
Coding region: 164-772 (202 amino acids)
Molecular function (GO): calcium ion binding; enzyme regulator activity
Source: RefSeq, a predicted model, not a curated record